This is a messenger RNA of Lachancea meyersii CBS 8951, 4116 nucleotides long. The record is from the annotation of a GenBank genome assembly. Lineage: Eukaryota; Fungi; Ascomycota; Saccharomycetes; Saccharomycetales; Saccharomycetaceae.
AUGCCAAGCAAAUAUUUUCUAAAUCCCCCCGACGACUUGCAUUCGCUGACGGUCGACAGCAGUAAGCGUAUAUAUCCAGACUUUGAUCCCUGGAGACACACGCCGAUUGAGGACAAGGUGUUUUUGAAUUUCGUUUCAAAGGGCUACUACAAUACCGCGAAAGUCAACUUUGAAAGUAUCUCCUCGAGAUCAUCACUACAAGAAUCACUGCCUGCAGUAUCGGGGCUUUUAGCAGAUCAGCUCUCUGAGGUCGUCAAAAUAAGAGAGGAGCAGGUCAAUAGAGUCUCAGCGAAACCUCGAGAUCCCAGCUCUACAAAUUCUGUAGUAAUAGACCUCUGUGGACCUGGCUUCACCCUCCCAAAAAGGGUAACGCUCACAGAUCACAAACGGGAGCUUUGGCUUCAGGAAGUUAGCUCCCCAAGCAAACCGCUGGCAGAAGCUGUGAAAACGAUCCCUCAUGGACUAAAAAGACGCCAGCUUUUGGAACAGUGCUCUCAAAAACAGAUUCCCAUCGCCCGUGCGAUUUGGCUGAUAAAAUGCUGCUACACCCUAGAGUGGAAGAUGUCCACCAGUAAACAAAGCCCCCAAAAGCACGAUGAGAUAUCCGUAAAGCUUCUGCGAGAAUGGUCAGAGGCAAUGGCUCACAUCCUGGAGCGAUUGGUCUUUGAAAUGAUGCAGUACUACAACGAACCUUCAAAGCUGAAGAAAUGGCGACAGCGAAUAGCGUAUUUUUUGAAACUACUUGGGAGCUGUUAUUCGCUUGAGAUUAUUGAGCGCGACGCUUUCCAUCAUUGGCUUGUCGAUUUUGUUGCCAAAGUCGAGAAUUUCGAGUGUCUUCCAAUGACCUUGUACAUACUUUCUGUCUUCUGGAGCGGAAUAUUCAAGGAGAACAGAGAGUCACAGGAUCCUCAACAACAGUUUCUUGUGAACAAAAUGACGGAGACCUUGAUCUACAAAUACUACAUGGUGUCAACCAGCAAAUUUAUGAUUAAUGACGAACAGUACCUCAUCAACGAUGUCAAAAAGAAUAACAAGCUUUCGGAAGCGAUUUUGAGUAACCUAAAGGCUCUCAUAAAGGAGAUUUUCCACAAGCAGUCCAUGGAGGCUUUCAUCUUUCCAAGUAGCAAUUGGGAAAUCUAUAAAAACUGCCUUUACGAAAUACUAAGCGUUGACAAAACAACCCACGCCACACAGCCUGAUCUGAAAACGUCUAAAAAGCUCGAGCUGAUAGUUUACCGGAACGACUCUCUGAAAUUCAACACUAUUCUUCAUGCCGCUGAGGAAGGGAGCUGUGAUCCAACCGAUGAGCCCAGUGCCGAUCUAGAAAGCAUAUUUAGGGCUAAUAAGGUUUUAAAGCUAAAGCACAUUGAUUAUGGCUUAACAAAAAUGUUAGAUGACAAUAGUGCGGGCGACCAUUGGAUGAUCGUUGCCGCUCAAAAAGUGACGCGAAUAGAUCAAGUCAUGCAGAUAAUACUAUGGGCAAUCCAUCCCUCUCGGUACUAUCACUACGAAGCACCCCACCUUGUAGCCAAGUUAUUUCUUCUCCAGAUCAAUUUCAAAAACACACUUUUAGAGUCCGGAUUAGAGGAAAAGAUUUGGUCUCUCAUUUUUCUAUUCGGGAGGAUAAAAGAGGAAGAUCUGAAAAGAGUGGUCAACCUGCCCCGGCUUCACCAAUUGUUGAACGUUUUCAUAGGAUACGGGAUAAUCAAAGUCCCCACAUACAUCCGAAAACUCAUUAGCUCAGGCGUUCUUUACUUGGCUCACUCCGAGGACAAGUUCUUUCACUGUCGAUUACUGAUAAAUCUCAAGACGUCUCCUGUUAUGAAAAGCCAGUAUAACAUGGUUUUGCGGAAUGUCAUCGACGCAAACCCCUUGUACUAUGAGCGUUUCAAUUACGAUAAGCUUAUGGAAAUGUUAGAGAAUUCGAAAGACUCACUUUUAGACGGGAACUUUGAUUUUAUCAAAGGAUUGCCUUACAGCGUGAGACUUUUGACUUCAGAGUGGUACUUGAAUAGAAUUUGCUCUCCUAGAGAUGGAGUUCUAGCACCCGUAACAAAAGAGGAUGUCGUGGAAAAGCUCAACGUCUUUUGCAUCAACCUUGACAUGUACCAUCAAUUUUACAAGUGGAUUGAGUUUAUCGUUUAUCAUAAGCUGCUGAAAGACCUCGAGUCAUUGGAAUGCUUGGCCGAUAUCUUAAUAUAUUACGACAAGCUGUUUUGCCUUUUGAUCAAUGACCAUGUGUUGUUGACGAAGACAAUACUCCAUUUGUAUUUCGACAAGUUGAUAUCGGAGAGCCCUGAAAGUCAAAGUCUAAUUUUGCUCACCGAUUUCUGGACAUUUGUCAUGACCAGGUUUCCACAAGCGUUGGAAAUUGAUCCCGAUUUGCAAGCAAAACUUGUGGAGGCCAAGGAGUACGAGAAAACUAAAAUCGAGAAUGCUGCAAAAAUAAGCACAUGGGCAGAUCAGAGUCACAAAGAUCGUUCAAUUGAACUUUCUGGGUAUAACGGGGAUACGUUCAAUUUCCCUAGUGUUUUUCAACCCAACUUGAAAGCAGUGCUUGUUGCUGGUACAGGGAAAGAGCUUCAGUUGGCAAGAAAGAACAUGAGAAUACUUAUGGCUGUUAAUUCCAGCGAAUACAACAAAUUCAUGUCGAUAUUUUUGAAGAGAAAGACUGCUACCAAUGAAGAGCUGGCGAAAUUAAUAUCGCUAAAAGUUUUGUCAUGGACUUCCAUAGCGAAGGUUCUCGGUAAUAAUUUUCUCAUAGGCCUUCUCGAGACAUCGUUUCACGAGCAAGGUGUGGGGUUUGAGUUACAGAAAAAGAGCUUCAAGAAGCACAAUUUGAAAAUACUAUUGAAAACCUACUGCGAGGCCUUGCCUCAAAACUAUGACAAGCUUCUAGAGGUUUUAGCGGAACAUUGCUCGUCGAAGAUGGUGCAAGAAUACGCAAUCAAAAUAUUUUCUUACAUGGACGUAAAAGGAGGCAAUCAUAUGCACCGGUUCGCCAACGACUUGCUGGAUGUUGGUGUCAGCGAUUCCGAAACCGAGCAGUUGGAUGAUGGCCGAAAUCAAAACAUCACAGAUACUGACCUUAAUAAUGAUUGCGACAUAACAGAGGAUGAGGAGGAAAUUCUAGAUUUCUUUCCGAGACUCGACUUCUCCAAUCUUUGGAUAUUUCAAGCCAUAACAUGUCAUUAUCUACAAAACGAGAAAGAUCAACAUCACUGCGCAAGAGAAGAUCUUGCAAGGUUUAUUCUAGAGAGCAUGAGAAUGACUGACUUUGAUUUUGCUUCUUCUCGGCUCUUUGACAAGGUCACAAACGCGAAUACCCUCCAAAAAACGCUGGAAGUUCUUGAGAUUGAUUUUUUGAAGGAUAGGUCAAAUCAGGAUUUGAAUGAUGGUUCUCAAUAUUCGGUUGUUGUCGAGACUAUUAUCAAUAUUUCCAGAAGGCUGAACAAAGCUUUCAGUGGAAUCAUACCGCUCAGUGAGGAAGCCUUCAAUCUUUUACACACCUGCUGCAAAGAAUUUGCUUCUAAAACCUCGGAGCAAUUGAGCGAGCUAGAAUUCCGGCUGGAUGUGUUCCUCAAGAUUUUUAUUGUUCAUCAAAAGUAUAUUGUGGAAGAGGGCUUACAAAACUCACAGCUGCUGCUGAAGGAUAAUGCGGUCUUCAUCAAAAUGUUGUGUAUUCUUUUCCACAAAAUCGACUUCAGCCUGAAACUGAAGCUUCUGUUGUAUGACCUACUUUCAUCUUUGAAGGCGUUUGCCGUCUACUCGCCACCCGGAAAGGAUCGCCAUCUUACUCAUCGGCUGCCAUUCCAAGUGCCACAAGAACUUUUAGAUUUACCUCCCUUUCAAAUCUCAUCGUUUAUGCCAGAUGAGAACUCAAACCGCUCGGGAAACGAGUCAGAGCUCGGAAUUGAGGAAAGCAAGACUACUAAUACCAAUAAUGCACCUCAAUAUUUUAUUUUCAAUCGAAAGACCGAGACCUUCGACGCAAGGUUUGUGUUGAGACCAUAUCACUUGCUGGGAAAUUUCCAAGAAGCAGGGCCGGACUUCAACAACACAUGUCUAAAUUUGUGUUUAUUCAAAACCGUCCUAGAUCGUCGGAAUCCAACAUGA